This is a messenger RNA of Amoebophrya sp. A25, 373 nucleotides long. The record is from the annotation of a GenBank genome assembly. Lineage: Eukaryota; Dinophyceae; Syndiniales; Amoebophryaceae.
UGUUGCUGUGUCUAACCGUACUUUACCAAGUAGCGGUGUUGUACUCUGCAACCUCCGCAAGUUGACUACAUUGACCCGAUCAAGUGCUGAAUACAACUCGCGCUUGGUUGCAUAUAGAAAAGCUAUCGCUGCUGCUGCGGCUUCGUCUUCUUCCUCUGGUGCUGCUGCAAGCUCUUCCUCUGCCUCGUCGCCGACAAAGAGAGGAGACCAGAACAAAGCCAGGCCCUUGGUAAAAGACGGCGUGAUCAAUGUCUUUACUAGGGAUGGCGCGACGAAGGAAUACGAUGCAGUUUUGCGUGGAGGUACCCGUAAGCAAAUCCAGUACGAAAAUCCGAUGGAGGCAGCGCCUUGCUUCAUCUGGCAUGGAUAUUGG